AUGACUUUGAGGGAAGCGGGAGAAAAAUUUAAAAUACCUCGAGCAACUUUAAAUAGAAAACACCGAAGGCUACAAUUAAACAAAGUCGGCCGUCCUAAAGUUUUCAAUGAAGCUCUGGAGGAAGUCUUUGUGCAAUCAAUCAUUACAGCUGCUGCUUGGGGAUAUCCACUAUCAGGUUUAGACCUAUCUUUACUCGUGAAAUCACAUCUAGAUAGGCUAGGUCUAAAUGAGACACGUUUCAAAGGUAACUUACCGGGACGAUAUUGGCUGGAAGGUUUUCUACGGCGCCAUAAAAGCACUUUAUCUGUAAGGCUCUCAGAAAAUAUUAAACGCCAAAGAGCUGGAGUUACGCAGGAGACAUUAAAAUCAUACUUCCAAGAAUUAAAAACCACCUUGGAGGAUGUAGAUCCGGCCGCAAUAGUAAAUUUUGACGAGACUAAUAUGUCUGAUGACCCGGGACGCCAGAAAGUGUUGGUACGUCGAGGUAUCAAGCAUGCUCAUAAAAUCAUUGACUCAUCAAAAUCAAGUACCUCCGUAAUGUUUGCUGGGACAGCGUCAGGUGUUCUGCUUCCACCGUACGUCGUUUAUAAAGCGGAACAUUUAUAUAAUACUUGGACGGAAGGAGGACCUCCAAAUACAGUUUACAACCGAUCUCGGAGUGGAUGGUUUGACACUACAAUAUUUGAGGAUUGGUUUUUGAAGGUCAUUAUUCCUUAUGUUGAAUCGUUUAAUGGCAGAGGACCCGUGGUUGUAAUUGGUGACAAUCUGAGCAGUCAUUUUUCAUUAGAUGUGAUAUAA
Messenger RNA from Parnassius apollo (apollo), 798 nucleotides. Lineage: Eukaryota; Metazoa; Arthropoda; Insecta; Lepidoptera; Papilionidae. The record is from the annotation of a GenBank genome assembly.